Molecule: messenger RNA, 453 nt
Organism: Phlebotomus argentipes
Lineage: Eukaryota; Metazoa; Arthropoda; Insecta; Diptera; Psychodidae
Gene: Lamtor4
Product: ragulator complex protein LAMTOR4 homolog
Exons: 2
Coding region: 98-373 (91 amino acids)
Biological process (GO): positive regulation of TOR signaling; cellular response to amino acid stimulus
Cellular component (GO): Ragulator complex; lysosome
Molecular function (GO): guanyl-nucleotide exchange factor activity
Source: RefSeq, a predicted model, not a curated record
AGAGGGCCUGAAUCAGCUGUUUGGCUGUCAUUCUGUGUUUCUUUGGAUUCGGUUCGCGGAGAAUUUGUUUAUUUUCCUGCAUUUUUUCCACGCAAUCAUGCUCAAUCUGGAGCGAAUUCCCGACCAGAUUGGAUACCUGGUCCUCACGGAAGAUGGAGCGGUGUUGGCAUCCGGUGGAGACUUGGAGAACAACGAAGCAAAGGCGAACAUCAUCUCCGGCAUGGUGAAUCUCACGGAAAACAUUGAUCCUCAAGUGUUUCAGAAGAACGGAUGCAAGAGAAUAUCAAUUGUUUACGAUGACUUCAGCUACACAAUUUGCCUAUCCAAUAAGAAAAUCUACGUGGUGAAGAGGCGUUUUCCCGUGACAAAUUAAUUCGUCUAUAUUUACAAUACUUUUCUUGUGACGAGUUAUAUCUGCUUAUCGAAGAAUACAUUCUUUAUAUGUUGAUCACA